AUGUACAGCAGCGGCGGACUGGAAAACUCGCUCUUUCAGCUCAAGUUUACUAUCAAGUCGCUUCAGCGCCAAGCGAACAAGGCGGCGCGUGAUGAGGCGACGGAAAAGGCCAAGCUGAAAAAGGCCCUCGCCCAAGGGAAUAGCGAAGGCGCACGCAUAUACGCGGCCAACUCGAUCCGCAAGAAGAACGAGUCGCUGAAUCUGCUGCGCCUCAGUAGCCGCAUCGAUGCCGUGGCGAGCCGGGUCGAAACGGCCGUGUCGAUGCGCCAGGUCACAGGCGGUAUGGCCCACGUCGUUCGUGGCCUCGAUCGCGCUAUGCAGACCAUGGACCUGGAAAGAAUCUCCCUGGUGAUGGACAAGUUUGAGGGCCAGCUUGAGGAUGUCGACGUUCAGACCUCCUACAUGGAAAACACUAUGAACGCUACGACAGCGACAGGCAUGCCUCAGGACCAGGUCGACUCGCUUCUGCAGCAGGUGGCGGAUGAAAAUGGCAUCGAAGUUCACCAGCAGCUGGGCGAGGCGGGUCUCGCUGGCAAAGUGUCAGACCUGCCCGCGGAAUCGAGCUCCGCACGACGAAACGCGCCGUCUGCGGACCAAGACGAGGCGUUAGCGCAACGACUUCGCGCGCUGCGACCGGCCACCUGA
Messenger RNA from Malassezia restricta, 645 nucleotides. RefSeq names its product charged multivesicular body protein 1. Lineage: Eukaryota; Fungi; Basidiomycota; Malasseziomycetes; Malasseziales; Malasseziaceae. The transcript is spliced from 4 exons. Gene Ontology annotation, biological process: endosome transport via multivesicular body sorting pathway; late endosome to vacuole transport; protein transport. The record is from RefSeq and is a predicted model, not a curated record. The coding region runs from base 1 to 645 and encodes 214 amino acids. Gene Ontology annotation, cellular component: multivesicular body; ESCRT III complex.